Quercus robur (English oak) is the source of this 1553-nucleotide messenger RNA. Its product is annotated as putative protease Do-like 14. The transcript is spliced from 9 exons. Gene Ontology annotation, biological process: proteolysis. The record is from RefSeq and is a predicted model, not a curated record. The coding region runs from base 1 to 975 and encodes 324 amino acids. NCBI's taxonomy places the organism in Eukaryota, Viridiplantae, Streptophyta, Magnoliopsida, Fagales, Fagaceae. Gene Ontology annotation, molecular function: serine-type endopeptidase activity.
AUGCAGCUUUUGACUGCUAUAUCUACAAUUGAUGACUUGAACUAUCCUGAGACGACAGAUACGUAUUAUAUUGUAAAUGCACCCUAUAUAUUUUCAGCAUGUUGGAAGGUUGUAAAGCCUCUUUUGCAAGAAAGAACAAGGCGGAAAAUCCAGGUUCUGCAAGGUUGUGGAAGAGAUUUGUUACUGAAGAUAAUGGAUUAUGGAUCACUCCCACAUUUUUGUAGAAGAGAGGGCUCUGGAUCGUCCAAGCAUUAUAGAAAUGAGGGCACUGACAACUAUUUUCCAGAGCCAAACCCAGAAGACACCGAGAUCAUGAAGACCAUUCAAACUGAAUUCCACAAAUUGUGUCCUAUUUAUGUAUAUAUAUGUUUUUGGAUUCAAUUCGAGCUUGAAAUUGUAGGAGCACUUCCAUUAUUUUCUUCUAGAGUUGGUUCAGUUCCAUCAUCGGAUAUAAAGAAUGGCAACUCUGAGGCGGUUGGAGGUGACCCCAAACCAUGUUACAAUUGUUUGGGGAGAGAUACAAUUGCAAAUGCUGCUGCUUGGGUUGGUCCUGCUGUAGUCAAUCUUUGGGUUGCACAUGGGUUAGGGUUCUAUGGCAUUACUAAUCAGAGAAUAGGGUCAGGAACUAUAAUUGAUGAGGAUGGUACAAUUUUAACAUGCGCUCAUGUUGUGAAUGAUAUUCAAGGCAUGGGGGGUGCAGUCAAAGGAAAGGUUUGUGUGACUUUGCAAGAUGGUCAGGCAUUUGUGGGUACAAUUGUGAGUGCUGAUUUACCUUCUGAUGUUGCAAUUGUAAAGAUACAUUCAAAAUCCCCGCUUCCGACUGCAACACUUGGUUCUUCCAGUAAGCUUCGUCCUGGGGACUGGGUUGUUGCUAUGGGAUGUCCAUUCUCUCUUCAGAAUACCAUUACAGCUGGUAUUGUAAGGGAAAUUCUUGGGGGCCCCUUGUCAAUGUUGAUGGAGAAAUUAUUGGUGUAAUUAGUAAGGGAUUGGCUGCUGUUGAUGGAGUGAGUUUUGCUGUACCGGUUGAUUCGGUCUCUAAAAUUAUACAGUAUUUCAAGAAAAGUGGAAGGGUGGUUCGACCUUGGCUUGGACUGAGAGUGGUUGAUGUUAACGAGAUGAUCAUUGCACAACAUAAAGUAAGAGGGAAUACGUUUCCAAAUGUCAAUAAGGGUGUUCUCGUACCUAUGGUAUGUCCUCUAAUUGUUUCCUCCCCCAAUCUUAUUUUAUAAAACAAAAUGAAAAAAGUAUUUUAUGAGACGGUUUUAUGAAACCCCCCUCUCAUAACAUGUGUGGGUCCCAUAUGCUAUGAGAGGGUGGUCCCAUGAGAUACCCUUUUAUAUUAUAAUGUACUUGGCCAUGUUUUAUGAAGGGUUAUAUGUUAUACUUGAAAAUAUAUCUAAGAUCACAAUAAUUUGUUCUUUUUGGGUGAUGCAUGUUUUAUUAAUUUCUAUACUUAUUUGCAAACUUACUCUUUAGAUUCUUAUCUCAAUGGAGUUUUGCUGGCUACAUGUAGGGUUUACAAUCAUUGGUUUGUAGAAACUGGGAUGAAUAUA